CACACACACACACACCGCGCGGCUCCGGGACACUCAACUGCGCUCUGACAAACCUUCAGAAACUCCGGUCCAAGUGGCCCGGUUCCGUCUCCACUCACACGGGAGCAGGAGGAGAGACACCUCUCCUUCAAAUGGGAACAACGCCUGCAACUUUAGCCUCUCCCUGACGUGCUAAGUCCAGCAACGAUGCCGGAGCGAAUCAGUAUCUCGGACUUUGUGGUUCUGACCAACGAGGACUUGUCGUCACCGGCGACUUCAUGCUUCCAGUCCAAGAUGAGCGACUGUCGGAACACGGUUUGGACCGUGGAAGAGUCACUAGAAACGGACCACACAACUCUACAGAGGAUGAAGAAGAUGAUUAAAGCAAUCCAUAGUACUGGGAUGAAUCACGUGGAGAACAAGGAGCAGUACAUCGAGGUGCUGGAGAACCUGGGCAACAGCCACCUCACCCAGGACAACAACGAAGUCUCCACAGGCUUCCUGAACCUGGCUGUGUUCACCAGAGAAGUGACUGCUCUGCUCAAAAAUCUGGUGCAGAAUCUCAACAGCAUCAUGGCCUUCCCUCUGGAGAACGUGCUGAAGUCUGAACUCCGUGACAGCAGACUGGAGCUCAAGAAACAGAUGGAACGGAGUUGGAAGGAGUACGACGUGAAAAUAGGCAAGCUGGAGAAGGAGCGCAAGGAGAAGAGCCGGCAGCUGGGUCUGAUCAGGACUGAGGGGGGGUCAGAUGGAGGGGAGGACAUGGAGAGAGAGAGGAGGACCUUUCAGCUGCAGAUGUGUGAGUACCUUCUGAAGAUCCAGGAGCUGAAGGUCCGACAGGGCCCUGAUCUUCUGCAGAGCCUCAUCAAAUAUUUCCAGGCCCAGCUCAGUUUCUUUCAGGAUGGUCUGAAAGCUGCUGAGAAUUUGGCGCCGUUCAUUGAGAAGCUGGCGUCCUCUGUUUCCACGGUGCGUUCGGACCAGGACGAGGAAAUGAAACAGCUCACGCAGUUGAGGGAUUCUCUUCGCCUGCUGCUCCAGGUGGAGGGCAAGGAGGAGUAUCUGAACAGGAAGAACUCCGGUAAUGGCUACAGCAUCCACCAACCCCAGGGCAACAAGAAAUACGGCACGGAGAAGUCUGGUUUCCUGCUCAAGAAGAGUGACGGGCUGAGAAAAGUGUGGCAGAAGAGAAAAUGUGGAGUCAAAUUCGGCUGCCUGACCAUCUCCCACAGCACGAUCAAUCGUCCGCCAGCCAAGCUGAACCUCCUGACCUGUCAGGUGCGACCCAACCCAGAGGACAGAAGGACCUUUGACCUGGUCACUCAUAAUCGGACGUACCGCUUCCAAGCAGAGGAUGAGCAGGAAUGCAUGAUCUGGGUGUCGGUGCUACAGAACAGCAAGGAGGAGGCCCUGAACACAGCAUUGGGAGGAGAUCAGCUCCACCUUCAGGACAGUGGACUCCAGGAGCUGUCCCGCUCCAUCAUCGCCGAGCUCCGCCACAUGCCGGGAAACGAGGCCUGUGCUGACUGCGGCGCUCCAGACCCGACGUGGCUGUCGACUAACUUGGGCAUCUUGACCUGUAUCGAGUGUUCGGGGAUACACAGAGAGCUGGGAGUCCACUGCUCCAGGAUCCAGUCUCUGACACUGGACCUCCUCAGCACGUCAGAGCUGCUGCUGGCGGUCAGUCUCGGCAACACCCGCUUCAAUGACAUCAUGGAGGCAGCGCUCCCAAAUGACUCGGUCAAACCUCUGCCUCACAGCGACAUGAACGCAAGAAAAGAGUACAUCGUAGCGAAGUACGCCGAGCGCCGGUACGUCCUCCGCAGAGAGGAGGCGGAUCCCGGUCUGCUGUACGACGCGGUGAAGAGUCGAGAUAUCUGCGCGCUUCUGCAGCUCUUCGCUGAGGGAGUGGACCUCUCCAAACCACCCACGUUGUCUGAUGGACAGGGCAUCAAGGAGACGGCCCUUCACCUGGCGGUGCGGCUGGAGGAGAAGAGUUCUCUAGCGCUGGUGGAUUUCCUCUGUCAGAACAGCAACUGUCUGGAGAAGAGAACCACAGAGGGAAACACGGCGCUGCACUACAGCGUCCUGCAUCACAAGCCCGAGUCGCUCAAGCUACUCCUGAAAGCAAAGGCUUCUCUCCAGAUAGUGAACUCUGCGGGCGAGACGGCUCUGGAUAUUGCCAGGAGGCUGCAGCACACUCAGUGUGUGGAGCUGUUGGAGCUGGCGCAGAGUGGAAAGUUCAACUCUCAGAUCCACGUGGAGUUCCCGUGGGAGACGCCGUCCCAGGAGCUGUACGACAGCGAGGACGACCUGGAUGAGCGGGUGAGUCCUUUACCCAAAAAAUGCUCUCCACCAACCAACCGAGGGAAUGGAGCUUCCUUCGCUCGCUGGAGCGUUGCCAGUGGCCACUCCAGCUCUCGACCUUGCCAGACCUAUGAGAACAUCGACUUCCUAUACAAAAAUCCUCCAGCCAACAGCGCCCCCUCUGGAGGAUUGAUGCCACCACCACCACUUCCUGUGAAAGUCCAGAGAGGUCGCUCCGACCCGCAGAUCUCGGUCUCGACUCAGGAAGGUGGCGCCACUCCCCCCCGCCGCGCCUCCAACUCGGCGCACUGCUCCAGUCCACAGCCUCAGACCAAACACGCGCCCCCCUCUCCAAGCGCGGAGACUCAAAACCAGGCGGGAAAACACCUGAGGUCUGCACACGGCCGGGGGCUGAAGCAAACUUCAGACUCCUCGUCGCAACACAGCCUCGCGUCGUCGUCUCAGAACCACAUCGGCCCAGUCAGUUCUGAUAAGACCACGUCGUACCGUCGCACCAGCAGUGGAGGAGGGAGCCAGGCGAGGUGCAGCGUGCUGUCUCCCACCUGUGUGGGCAGUCAGGAGGAGCAGUACUGCAGCCUGGUGGGGAGCAGUCCCACUCCAUCAUCGACAUCAUCUUCCUCACCUGCCAUUGUCGCUGCACCACGCCCUCGCAGGAACGCCAUGGUGUCUGGCAGUCGCCCGCAUCAGAAGCGGGUCCAGGCUUUAGUGGACUGCAGAGCUGGCAGUACGGAACACCUCGCCUUCUUUAAAGACGAGAUCAUUGUUGUCACCGGCUCUAGUGACCCCCACUGGUGGACCGGCCACAUCGAAGGAGACUUGUCCAGGAGCGGGAAGUUCCCAGUCAACUACGUCCACAAGCUGACAGACUAGGUUCUUAUCCCCUAUGCAUGUGGACACAUCCAAGCAACUCUGCAGAGUGCAUUGCACUUCUAACCUGGAUUUACUCACAAGGAUCUACCAGUGCGGGCGACCUCAGGAUACAGUUGGCCCUGUUUUAAGGAUUUUGCUUGAACUAUCUGGAGGACAAAGGGAGAAUGAAAUGCUCUCAACCCAAGCCAGCAUGAACCGUCAUCUCACAAUAGAUAAUCCACACAACUUCUUUAUGAAAGAAACCCUUUAUAGCACUUUAUAGUUGUUAAAAAUUACCAUGGUAUUUUUGAACUGGAGGCAAAGCUGCCGGCGGAAACUUUAAGGUUGAAGACACAAACCCGGUGAAAGAGACUCCCUUUGGACUCCAAAUGCGGACCACAUUGAACCAGAACAUGGCACUUGAUGGUGGAGUGGAUACAGUUACUGUACGCAUGUGUGUAUCGCACACAGGCACACUUGCACUUCCUGUAAAUAGAGAGCAGCUGCCGGGAUUUUAGCAACCGAAAGGGAGGAAAGAGGAACGUUUUCUAUCACUGAUCGUUUUUGUGUACUAAUAAAUAUCAAGCGUAACACAUUUCAUUGAUCUUAUGUUUGUUGUUGUACAUAGUUGUCUGAAAUGAUGCGUGUAAAACAUCUGUCGUUCUGGUCUGUAAUGGAGAAAAUGACGUCUUUUAUUGUGACAGUGAGACAACCGUUACAACCGCAUGGAUCAUUGUGUCAAAGGUGUGUAAAUGUUCCACAUUAUUGGUUGUUUAAAAGCCACACAUUUUGCCAAAGCGUCUUGUGUACACGAUAACUGAAAUAAAAG
Messenger RNA from Synchiropus splendidus (mandarinfish), 3982 nucleotides. RefSeq names its product ArfGAP with SH3 domain, ankyrin repeat and PH domain 3 (gene asap3). Gene Ontology annotation, molecular function: GTPase activator activity; protein binding. The transcript is spliced from 26 exons. Gene Ontology annotation, biological process: positive regulation of GTPase activity. Gene Ontology annotation, cellular component: cytoplasm. Bases 187 to 3174 code for a protein of 995 amino acids. NCBI's taxonomy places the organism in Eukaryota, Metazoa, Chordata, Actinopteri, Syngnathiformes, Callionymidae. The record is from RefSeq and is a predicted model, not a curated record.